Molecule: messenger RNA, 1497 nt
Organism: Penicillium robsamsonii
Lineage: Eukaryota; Fungi; Ascomycota; Eurotiomycetes; Eurotiales; Aspergillaceae
Product: sugar porter family MFS transporter
Exons: 8
Coding region: 1-1497 (498 amino acids)
Biological process (GO): carbohydrate transport; transmembrane transport
Cellular component (GO): membrane
Molecular function (GO): carbohydrate:proton symporter activity
Source: RefSeq, a predicted model, not a curated record
AUGUUCGAUCUGAAAGGUCGAUCGCUACAAAUUGCCAUUGCGGUGAGCGCUGGAAGCGCAUACCUUUUGUUUGGAUACGAUCAAGGUGUUCUGGGUGGUUUUGUAUCAUACCCGGGGUUCUUGGAAGCCAUUGGUAAUCCUAGCUCUGGGUAUCUAGGGACCAUAGUGGCUCUUUUCAACAUCGGCUGUCUCUUAGGAUGUGUGAUUGCAGCCAUUUUUGGAAAUCGAUUGGGCCGGAAAAAUGCCAUUACACUUGGAUGUGUGAUUAUGACAAUAGGUGGUGCGGUCCAGGCCAGCACAUACAGCGCAGGUCAGCUGAUUGCUGGUCGAAUAAUUUCCGGAAUUGGCAAUGGUAUCAAUACCUCAACCGUCCCUGUUUACGUCUCUGAAACAUCCCGAAUGGCCAUACGUGGAAGAUCGCUCGCCAUCCAGAUGUCAAUUGUUAUUUUUGGUACAAUGCUUGCCUACUGGUUAGACUACGGCAUGAUUCGCACUCAAAUUGGCGAGGUUGUCUGGCGCUUUCCUCUGGCUUUUCAAAAUUUCUUCGCCAUAGUCACCAUUACUACCAUGCCACUGUUGCCAGAAUCACCAAGAUGGCUUUACUCACAUGGGCGGCAACGCGAAGCUAUAAAUGUGCUUUCAAAAUUGCUUGCUUUGCCGGAGGAUCAUCCUGACGUGUGCACUGUCGUUGCUGAGAUGGAGCAAGCUCUGUCAGUUGAGCAAAACAAUAAGACGGAAUUAUCUAUCUCAAGUCUGCUUUUUGAGAAGACGGAAAUGAAGUAUGCGCGCCGCUUGACAUUGUGUUUCGUGAUCCAAUUAUUCCAACAAUUCACUGGAAUCAACGUGAUUGCGUUUUACGUUACCAUCGUACUCGAAACGAACGUUGGACUCUCGCGCGAAAUGAGUAGUCUCGUGGCCGGGUUCAUCCAGAUCGCAUUCUGGGUUGGCACAUUCCCACCGAUAUUCCUCAUUGACCGACUUGGUCGACGAAAAGUACUGAUGUUAGGAUCGACUAUGCUUUGUCUGGCAUUGACAUUGUUCACGGUAGGAAUCGCACUGAAGACACCUGCGUCGUCGCGGUUGGCUUUGGGAAUGCUUAUCAUAUACGAAAUAUCUUUUGGAAUGAGCUGGAACUCAGUGCCCUGGUUAUAUGCACCAGAGAUCACGCCACUAAACAUGCGCCAUGUCGGCGCAGCCAUUGGGUGCUUUUCUGAGUGGCUAUGGACAUUUGUAAUCGCACAAAUGACACCUCCGGCCAUUGCCAAUACAGGUUGGAAGAUCUACCUUCUUUUCAGUUUUAUGACUGCCCUCAGUAUUCCAUUUGUUUACUUCUUUAUGCCUGAGACAAGCGGAAAGACACUGGAAGAGAUUGAUUACAUAUUUGUGAAGCACAGAGGUCUUUCGAAUGAGCUGGCUGAUACUACUGGGUCAUCAUCAAAUGAAGGAGCGGAAAAGUCGGACGGGCAGGGCCAGUUGGCCCAGAUUGAGAGAGUCUAA